Molecule: messenger RNA, 1804 nt
Organism: Paramacrobiotus metropolitanus
Lineage: Eukaryota; Metazoa; Tardigrada; Eutardigrada; Parachela; Macrobiotidae
Product: CCR4-NOT transcription complex subunit 2-like
Exons: 16
Coding region: 161-1804 (547 amino acids)
Biological process (GO): nuclear-transcribed mRNA poly(A) tail shortening; regulation of stem cell population maintenance
Cellular component (GO): P-body; CCR4-NOT core complex
Source: RefSeq, a predicted model, not a curated record
UUGUAUUUACAGCGAAGGUUCGGAAAAAACAAAUUUCCAUCAUUACAGAGAGCGUUUAAAGUCUACUGCAGCCUUGCACGUUAUUAUAAUCCGUUGGAUUUGCAGAUUCUUAUUCUUGAGAUUUUUUUUGACCAGUGAGGUUUUCAGAUAUGAUGUGGAUAUGAUUCUAACUUACCAACACAACAUGGCGUUUAGUAGAAACGAGCAGUAUUUAAAUUCAGGCCAGUACACGGACCCGAUAUGGGAUUUGCCUCAAUCAACGGGAUCAAGUACGAUAAUGAAUUCAAGGACACCCAGCGGACUAUCGGAUAUGUCACCCUUCGCAUCCCUAAGAAAAUCGGUCCCACCUGGAUUCUCAUCGAUAUCUGCAUCAGCGAACGACUUCAGCUCCGCUGACUCCUCGUACAAUUCUUCCUUCAACAAUGCGUAUUCCCCUUCUGUGUUUGGAGGCAGCAGGAACGACCGCGAGUUUCCACGGGCUGGCUCUCCCUUGUCGGGUCCUUCCGGCUUGUCAGCCCUAAGCCAUAGUUCCAGUAGCGGUGGUCUCUCCAACUCGAAUUUCGCGAUGGGUUACAAUUCACCAGCAGCCAGUUCCCGUCCGCUGACGGCUAGCAACGGUGCGUUUUCGAGGAGUAUUUCAGUGGGACAAACACCUUCGGUAUCAACCUCCGGUUUUGGGUCGUCUUACCCAGCGAGCUCGUUUACGAGUCAGUAUUCUGUACAACCGCAGUCGCAGUCCUCGUUAAAUAACACCUUUAACAUGAAUGCGCUUAAAGCUGGUUUUGAUGAUCUGUCAAUAAGAAACAGUUUACUGAAGAGAACACAGGAAGCCAAACGAUCGACCAGCACAAUGGGAGUACAAAAUUUUGGAACGUCGCCUUUUAUGCGUGGAAGCGCAUUCAACUCAACGAAUGAUAUUCUAGGAUCUGACGGACCAAUGUUCGAUAUCUCGGAAUUUCCUUCGUUAUCCUCAAGGAGUCGUCUCGAGAAUUCCAUGAGUUUUGCUAAUGUGCUCUCGCAGGGUCCGAAAUCAGCGUACGGAUUGACCAAGCAAGGUGGAAGUGAUGGGAACACAGAAUUUCAAAUGCAUAGCGAAGAUUUUCCAGCGUUGCCUGGUGCGGAAGGUGGAUCCUCACUUCCAGCGUUUGAGAAAGAAAAAAAUCGAGGCAUGUCGGGCGAUUCAUCCGGAGAUCGUGCUACUCCUAAUUCCGCAUCCGUUUCCAGCGGCAUCGGGGCGAUAAAUCAGCAAUUUAGCUACGGAUUAUCGUCAUCAGCGGCGGCGGCAAUGAAUACAUAUUUUCAACCGGGACCAGGAUUAUCCCAAGGAAUGCUUCCAUUUAGGAAGGUUGUACCGGAUACUGCGGAUAGGCUAAUGUCAUCGGUACCUUCUGUUAGGCGGAGAGAUGAUAUAAAAGAUAUCCUACCUUCGUCGGGAUCGAGGAAUACAUUUGUACCACCGUCUAUCAUACAAGAUCAUUUUGGUCUGUUUGGAUAUCUACAGUAUAUGAAAUGCUGGUCAGCAAAUGCGAGUGUACCGCUAGCGUCCGUUGGAUGUGAUCUCCAUUCACUUGGACUCGUUUUUAAUCCCCUCGAUGCUACACCAAAACGUUUCAAAGGUUAUCCAUUCCUGCACAGUUAUAUUAAUGAAGCAUGCACUGCACACAUUUGCCACUUAGAUGUCGAUGUCCCGGCUGAAUACCUUGUAUCCAUAAAUAUGCCUAAAGACAAGGUCACACUGCCAAGGAUUACGAAAUUUUCGGAAGACCUCUUAUUUUAUUUGUUUUAUGGAUUUCAGAGGGACUAA